Molecule: messenger RNA, 967 nt
Organism: Lolium perenne
Lineage: Eukaryota; Viridiplantae; Streptophyta; Magnoliopsida; Poales; Poaceae
Product: ethylene-responsive transcription factor ERF003
Biological process (GO): regulation of DNA-templated transcription
Molecular function (GO): DNA binding; DNA-binding transcription factor activity
Source: RefSeq, a predicted model, not a curated record
CCUCCCGCGCCAUGGCUCACGCACCGCCGCCGCACUCCACUGCUCCCGCUAGCUCAGCUUGCCCGGCCGCUCUCCGUUCUCACGUCAGCAACAGGAGCACGAAGCAACCGAGAAGACGAAGACGAAGAAGGAGGGCUGCACCGAACAGCCUCCAGCGCCCGCGAUCAGCACCGUCGCCGCCGUAGGAUAGUGCAAUGGCUAGGCCGCAGCAGCGGUACCGCGGCGUGCGGCAGCGCCACUGGGGAUCCUGGGUCUCCGAGAUCCGCCACCCUCUCCUGAAGACGCGGAUAUGGCUGGGCACGUUCGAGACGGCGGAGGACGCGGCGCGGGCGUACGACGAGGCGGCGCGGAUCAUGUGCGGCCCGCGCGCGCGCACCAACUUCCCUCACGUGGCGGCCGCCGCCGCGUCCUCGUCGUUCCUCUCCGCCGCGCUCGUCACCAAGCUCCACCGCUUCAACCUGGCGUCCGUGCAGGCGGCGCAGCGCCAGAGGGAGGCUGCCGCCGCAGCCGCGGCCUCCGCGGCGGAGGCAGCGGCCUCAAUGCCGCUGGUCGGCGAUGCAGGGUCGCUGUCGACGACGUCGUCGUCGUCGGGCGCGGAGGGGUGGGGCGGGCGGCACCUGGAGGAGCAGCACGUGGAGCAGAUGAUCGAGGAGCUGCUGGACUCCGACUUCUCCAUGGAGAUCUACCGUUAGAUCAAGAGAUAUUCCGGCGACUGCUCUGCUUCCUCUGUUUCUUCCUUCGGGAGAAUGGUCACGGCGUCUGCAUACGUACGUACUUUCCUGUGCGUGUCCAGUGUCUAGAUCUCUGCUACGCGCGUACCUCAGCGAACUACAUGAAGACUGAAGAACUCCGAUUAGUUAGUCUGUCUAAGAAUUGUUCUACAACAACACACUACCAGUAGAUGUACAGUACCUAGUAUUAGCGGCAGAAGAGUACAGUAACAAAUUUGAGCCCUUCCUAUUUUUCA